Messenger RNA from Poecilia latipinna (sailfin molly), 1895 nucleotides. RefSeq names its product zinc finger protein 622 (gene znf622). The record is from RefSeq and is a predicted model, not a curated record. Gene Ontology annotation, cellular component: preribosome, large subunit precursor. The transcript is spliced from 8 exons. NCBI's taxonomy places the organism in Eukaryota, Metazoa, Chordata, Actinopteri, Cyprinodontiformes, Poeciliidae. Gene Ontology annotation, biological process: ribosomal large subunit biogenesis. Bases 127 to 1488 code for a protein of 453 amino acids. Gene Ontology annotation, molecular function: zinc ion binding; nucleic acid binding.
CGGAAGUUCAAAGAAGAAGUUUAAAGCUCAGAGGUUACCCUCGUGUUUACAAGUAAGAAUAAAAUUCACCACUCAGGCCGGCUCUGACUGUCAAUCUUAAGCAGCGAAAACGUUUAAUAAGUCGCCAUGGCGUCUUACACGUGCAUCAGCUGCCGGGUGGCCUUCGCCGAUGGCGAGGUGCAGCGGGCGCAUUACAAAACCGACUGGCACCGCUACAACCUGAAGCGCAAGGUGGCCGACAUGCCGCCGGUCACCGCAGAGAACUUUCAGGAGCGCGUGCUGGCGCAGCGGGCUGCCACCGACCAGCAGCUGACCCACGCCGCCGCCACAGAGAGCUGCGGCGUCUGCAGCAAGAAGUUCUCCAGCGCCAACGCCUACCAGAACCACCUGCAGUCCCACAAGCACCAGCAGGCGGAGAGGCAGGCGCUGCUGGCGGCGCAGAGGAAGGUGGAGAGAAUGAACGAGAAGAACCUGGAGAAGGGCGUCUAUGACGAGAAGGAGGACAACGACGCCAGGAACGAGGUGCUGCAGCAGGCGCUGAGGGAGCAGCACAGGCCCAACCCGGCCAAGAUGGCCAAGGUCCAGACCGCCGGCGCGAAGGCGGAGAAACCGCCACGCAUGGUGUGGCUGGAGGAGCAGGUGAAGAGACGGGAGAGAGAGGAGGGAGGAGAGGCAGCAGCAGAAGAGGAGUGGGAGGAUGUUGAUGACGAUGAUGACAUGGAGGAAGAUGUGGAUGAAGAGGAGCAGAUGGAGGAGGGCGGCUCUUCGGGGACGUCGGGCCCCCUGCCGGGCUCGGUCCCCGUCACACACUGCCUGUUCUGCUCCCACCGCUCCCGCUCGCUGCUGAAGAACGUGGCUCACAUGACCAAAGUCCACAGCUUCUUCAUCCCAGACGUGGAGUUCCUGGUGGACCUCAGGGGCCUCGUCCGGUACCUGGGAGAGAAAGUCGGUGCUGGGAACGUUUGCUUGUGGUGCAACGAGAAGGGGCGUUCGUUUUACUCCACAGAGGCGGUGCAGAGCCACAUGACGGAUAAGAGUCACUGCAAGCUGUUCACAGACGGAGACGCCGCCCUGGAGUUCGCAGAUUUCUACGACUUCAGGAGCAGCUAUCCGGACCGGAGCGAGGGAGCGGAUGAAGAGAUGAACGAGGAUCUGCCGGACGAGAAGAACCUGGAGUACGACGAUGAGACGAUGGAGCUGACCCUGCCUUCAGGUGCGAAGGUGGGCCACCGCUCCCUCAUGAGGUACUACCGGCAGCGGUUCGGGACGCAGCGGGCCGUGGUUCUGGGCCACAGCGGGAACGCCGUGGGCCGGGUCCUGCGGCAGUACAAAGCCCUGGGCUGGGCGGGAGACGCAGGCGGCUCGGUCCAGCAGAGACAGAGGGACAUGCAGUACGUCCAGAGGAUGAAAUCCCGCUGGAUGCUGAAGAUGGGGAUGAGCAACAACACCACCAAGCAGAAGCACUUCAGAGCGCAGGUUAUGUUCUGAGAGGGAGAGGAAGCAGCUGCGACACGCAGACUGCUGCAGCUGGAUGAUGGUUGCCAGGAAACCAGGGAAACUCUGACUUCUGUCUCGUCUUGAUUGAAAAAUGGAGAUGAGCUGAGAACGAACUGCAAAGCUGGAAAAAGGAGGAACUGUUUUCCUGAACUGAAUCUGAUCAGCCUCGUUAGAGAAACAACCAUUAAUUAAAAAUAAAGAGCAAAACUCAGAUUCAUUAAAGUACUCUUAAGUUUUACUAAUACAGUCACACGUAUGAUAUGAAAAUAUUCAUUAGUUAUCUUCCAGGUGAGGCUUAAUUAGAUUAAAAUGAUUUCAAACUGAUGAUGGGUCUGAAAUAUGAUUCAACCUGGUUUUUAAAUUAAUUCACUUAUCUUAAGUAAAAUAUUUACAUCAAA